GCUGGCGUCCCCAGAGUCUGCAGCGGGCAGCAGUGACGGCCCCGCCAGUGACGGCCCCGGCGCUGACGGCGGCGACCGGGGGGGCGGCGUGGACGCCCGCGGCGCCGGCUGGGGCAUCACCGCGGGCCUCGACCCCGAAAUGGCGCUGCUGGCCGAGCACCUGCUGAAGCCGCUGCCUGCGGACAAGCAGAUCGAGACCGGGCCCUUCCUCGAGGCGGUGUCCCACCUGCCGCCCUUCUUCGAUUGCCUGGGGUCCCCGGUGUUUACACCCAUCAAGGCGGACAUAAGUGGCAACAUCACGAAAAUCAAAGCCGUGUAUGACACCGACCCGGCCAAGUUCCGGACCCUGCAGAACAUCCUGGAGGUGGAGAAGGAGAUGUAUGGGGCAGAGUGGCCCAAAGUGGGGGCCACGCUGGCGCUGAUGUGGCUGAAAAGAGGCCUCCGCUUCAUCCAGGUCUUCCUCCAGAGCAUCUGUGACGGCGAGCGGGACGAGAACCACCCCAACCUCAUCCGCGUCAACGCCACCAAGGCCUACGAGAUGGCCCUCAAGAAGUACCACGGCUGGAUUGUGCAGAAGAUCUUCCAGGCCGCGCUGUAUGCAGCACCCUACAAGUCCGACUUCCUGAAAGCGCUCUCCAAGGGACAGAAUGUGACAGAGGAGGAGUGCCUGGAGAAGGUCCGCCUCUUCCUGGUCAACUACACAGCCACCAUCGACGUCAUCUACGAGAUGUACACCAAGAUGAACGCCGAGCUCAACUACAAGGUGUAGGCGUGCCCAGUGGCGGGCACCCCGGGCCACCGCCGCUGCGCACGCGGCCACGCGCAGAAACAGACAAACCAGAAUCGCUGUGAAUCCAGCUGGCGGGCUGCCCCCGGCCUGUGUCCCCCUCCACGGCCCAGAGCCUGGCUGGGGUCUGCAGGGGAGGGCCUUGGCUUGGUAAAAGUCAUUUUGGGGUCUAAACUAAGGGAGCAAUAAAUAACGAUCCUACUUCUGAAUCACCUUUGAAUUUCACAACAGCACAGACUGACUGUACCUUCAUUUCAGUGUGGUAAAAAUCGAUUAACGUUGCUAAUGAAUCAAGUCCUAGGGUUUUUUUGUGUCCCCCCCAUGUGGUACAUGACUUUGCGGGGGUCCUGUCAUACUGUACCCCUCACUUUAAAAACGAGGAACUGGCACGAUGAUGUUGGGGUGUUUUAAGGACCAUGCAGAGUUGGAUUUGACUUGCGCAAGGCCCCUGCCGUGCAUUUGUAAGCUGACUGGUGAGUGUUCUCACAUGGCCGCAGUGCCGGCCCCGACCACUGUCCUCCUGGACCUGCUCUUUCCUACUGUCUUUUUUCCAGACAGGUUUUUAUAGCUGAAAACAACCAGCAAGCCUUUGAUGACUGUGACCAAGGGGACUUUAUUUUAAAGUUAUCAGGUACAAAUAAUUGACCAGAGAUGACGGAAUUUGCAUUCUUCUGCAUAAUUACUUUCUUCAGGGACAGCUUUUCCAGCCUAAGAAACCACCUGCCCUGUGUGUUCUCUCUCCGGGAGGCCACGGGAACGCCUCGCUGCCUUACCUGUCCUUCCUGGCGCUAAAAAGAGCUGUAUUUUUGGAAGUGUUGGGGGUGAACAGAGGAUCCCCCAAAGAACUGAUGUGUGUUAAAAACCCAGUGAGGAACAAUUGGUGAUUUUUAUGCAGAAACUAAAUAAUUCUUAAUAAAUAAAUC
This is a messenger RNA of Pteronotus mesoamericanus, 1710 nucleotides long. It is a transcript of the gene GLTP, whose product is annotated as glycolipid transfer protein. The coding region runs from base 140 to 769 and encodes 209 amino acids. Gene Ontology annotation, molecular function: lipid transfer activity. Gene Ontology annotation, cellular component: cytoplasm. Gene Ontology annotation, biological process: ER to Golgi ceramide transport; intermembrane lipid transfer. The transcript is spliced from 5 exons. Lineage: Eukaryota; Metazoa; Chordata; Mammalia; Chiroptera; Mormoopidae. The record is from RefSeq and is a predicted model, not a curated record.